This is a messenger RNA of Symsagittifera roscoffensis, 1075 nucleotides long. RefSeq names its product protein Wnt-8a-like. Gene Ontology annotation, molecular function: cytokine activity; frizzled binding. The record is from RefSeq and is a predicted model, not a curated record. Bases 9 to 1064 code for a protein of 351 amino acids. NCBI's taxonomy places the organism in Eukaryota, Metazoa, Xenacoelomorpha, Acoela, Convolutidae. Gene Ontology annotation, cellular component: extracellular region. Gene Ontology annotation, biological process: multicellular organism development; cell fate commitment; canonical Wnt signaling pathway. The transcript is spliced from 6 exons.
UUUCCGACAUGAUUUCUUUCUCAAGCCUGCAUCAUAUUCUCCAUAUUUGGUGGUUAAUUUCCAGGCAACCAGAAAGCUCCAACUCGCCCUUCGGUUUCUCGCCUUUUGAACCCACACACUACGAACAGAAACUGCUGAACAAAUAUGGAAUCAACUCUUCCUUGAUAGUUAAGGCAUCUUCCCUGGCUAGACAAGAGUGUCGCGAGAAGUUCCGGAGUGAGUUCUGGAGUUGUCCUGACUUCGAUUUUUCAGACCAAGAGACAGUGCGCACUCAGCUGGAGUCGAACUUAGAAACUAGGGAAUCCGCAUUCAUCGAGGCAAUGCAAGUGGCUGCCGUCGCAUCACUUGUUCACGAGAAAUGCACCAACGGAGACAUCAAAUCAUGUGGUUGCAACGCCAUGCGUCCGGAUUCCGACGUCGACAGAACUUCUGGAGGUUCCAAUGAUGCGGAGAGAAAUGACAUAAUUUCAAUCAGUCGGAUUCCCUCUCAGUUCCUGAAAUCAACAGCACCUGAAGAUUGCGAGGAUAGUUUCAAAGUAGCCCAGAGAUUUGCCCGGCAGAUGUUCGAGAGACCUCUGGAGUCAUUGUCAAGUGAGGACCCGCUGGCUAAGUCAAUCACACUGCACAAUUUCAAAGCCGGUCGAAUGGCACUGAAGAGUGGGGGUGGGGGGAGUGAGAAGCGGUGUCGCUGCGUGGGUCCCAGUGGCUCCUGUGUCACCACCGUCUGCUGGACUCCAAUUAGAUCCCUCUCCCAAACAGCACUCCACUUGAGGAGUCUCUACCACAGAGCUGUACAGGUUUCUGCAUUGCCGAAUGAUCAGUCGCCACAAUCGGAAUUGCGAGUGGAUUUCGUGCCUGAACUAAUUCCCACGAGUGAAUCCGAACUGAAAUCAAACCAACUCGUGUUCAAGACCGACUCCGUCUUCUCUUGUUUGAACCCGGACGCCCUCUGCAAACCCCCUGGGGUCAAAAGGUCAAAGGAGUACCCAAAAGGACUGAAAAGAUGUAAAAAGUGCUGCACUGGAACUUACACAACUAGCGAUAACAAAAUUGUAUGCGCAUAAAAGAGUUCAAU